ACUUCUCGCUCUUAGUUUUCAAGCACAUUCCAUCAUUCACUGCCAAACCAUCCCUGCAUCCACCUGCGACGGAACUAAUCCAUCACCACCCACCCACUGUGAUACCCAAACCCAAGCGACCUUUCUUGGGAAAUUUUGUAGCGUCAAUCGGCAUAUUCAAUAUUUAAUAUCUUGCAAUUCAGUGGGCAAUAUGGCUGCUCAGGUCGUUACCGUCGGAGAGAGUAAGGACCUCCGGGGUCUCAACCUCAUCGCAGCGCACUCGCACAUCCGCGGGUUGGGCGUCGAUGCCGAUACACUCGAGCCCAGAGUUGCCUCCCAAGGCCUUGUCGGCCAGGAGAAGGCGCGUAAGGCGGCUGCUGUCGUUCUUGAGAUGAUUAAGCAAGGGAAAAUUGCCGGCCGUGCUGUGCUUAUCGCCGGUCCCCCCAGCACAGGAAAGACUGCUCUUGCCAUGGGCAUGGCCCAGUCCCUCGGCACCGACGUCCCUUUCACCACCCUUGCCGCUUCCGAAAUCUACUCUCUAGAGAUGUCCAAGACCGAGGCCCUCACCCAAGCAUUCCGCAAGUCGAUUGGUGUCAGGAUCAAGGAGGAGAGUGAGAUCAUGGAGGGUGAGGUGGUGGAGAUUCAGAUCGACCGGAGCGUUACCGGCCACGCCAAGCAGGGCAAGCUUACGAUCAAGACGACCGACAUGGAAGCUAUUUACGACAUGGGCAGCAAGAUGAUCGAUGCUAUGACCAAGGAGCGCGUCAUGGCCGGCGACAUUAUCUCGAUAGACAAGUCAUCUGGAAAGAUUACCAAGCUGGGCCGAUCGUACGCAAGGUCGCGCGACUACGACGCCAUGGGCGUCGACACCAAGUUCCUGCAGUGCCCCGAUGGCGAGCUACAGAAGCGCAAGGAGGUCGUCCACACAGUAACGCUGCACGAGAUCGACGUCAUCAACUCGAGGACACAAGGCUUCCUCGCCCUCUUCUCGGGCGACACGGGCGAGAUCCGCAGCGAGAUCCGCGAUCAGAUCAACACCAAGGUGGCCGAGUGGAAGGAAGAAGGCAAGGCCGAGAUUGUGCCCGGUGUCCUGUUCAUCGACGAGGUGCACAUGCUCGACAUCGAGUGCUUCUCGUACAUCAACCGCGCACUCGAGUCCGACCUGGCCCCCAUCGUCAUCAUGGCCAGCAACCGGGGCCAUUCCAAGAUCCGCGGCACCGACUACAAGAGCCCUCACGGCCUGCCGCUCGACUUCCUCGACCGCAUUUCCAUCAUCAACACCCACUCGUACACGCCCGACGAGCUCAGACAGAUUCUUACGAUUCGCGCUCAGGAGGAAGAAGUCGACCUUACCCCCGACGCGCUCGCCCUGCUCACCAAGAUCGGCGCCGAGGCCGGCCUCCGGUAUGCGAGCAACCUCAUCACGACGUCGCAACUAAUCUGUGCCAAGAGGAAGGCCAAGCAGGUCGGCGUUGAGGACGUCCAGCGCAGCUUCAAGCUGUUCUACGAUCCUGCCAGGAGCGUCAAGUUCGUGCAGGAGUCGGAGAAGAGGCUCAUCGGCAGUGAUGGCGUGGUCGAUUUCCGUGUCAAUGGCGGUGCUACGGGAGAGCCAGCGGCUACUGCGGCUGGCGGUGAUAGCAUGGAUACCAGCAGCUAAACAGUCAUGGGACAAUGCGCAACAAGGAUUAAUGAAUGAUCUUGGGGUUAUGAUUUCGUUUCGUCUAGGCGUUUAAUUGGGAUGGCUCAUCAAAAAGGCGUCUUUGUCAUGAUAACACUGUUUUCUUAAGCUUUAUGUGUGCCCAGUCAUGGUUUUUUGUCAUGGUACUGAUCAUGGCGAUGGCAUGGAGUCUGCAAAUAUC
Neurospora hispaniola is the source of this 1838-nucleotide messenger RNA. Its product is annotated as putative RUVB-like protein. The record is from RefSeq and is a predicted model, not a curated record. The transcript is spliced from 3 exons. Gene Ontology annotation, cellular component: Swr1 complex; NuA4 histone acetyltransferase complex; Ino80 complex. Gene Ontology annotation, molecular function: DNA helicase activity; ATP hydrolysis activity; ATP binding. NCBI's taxonomy places the organism in Eukaryota, Fungi, Ascomycota, Sordariomycetes, Sordariales, Sordariaceae. The coding region runs from base 191 to 1636 and encodes 481 amino acids. Gene Ontology annotation, biological process: box C/D snoRNP assembly; chromatin remodeling; regulation of transcription by RNA polymerase II.